Messenger RNA from Poecile atricapillus (Black-capped chickadee), 2259 nucleotides. RefSeq names its product CARD- and ANK-domain containing inflammasome adapter protein-like. Gene Ontology annotation, cellular component: nucleus. The transcript has a single exon. Lineage: Eukaryota; Metazoa; Chordata; Aves; Passeriformes; Paridae. The coding region runs from base 1 to 2259 and encodes 752 amino acids. Gene Ontology annotation, molecular function: protein binding; transcription cis-regulatory region binding. The record is from RefSeq and is a predicted model, not a curated record. Gene Ontology annotation, biological process: regulation of apoptotic process; positive regulation of transcription by RNA polymerase II.
AUGCAUUCAAGCAGCCUGUUUACAAAUCCAUAUGCAAUUGAAGUCAUAAGGACUAAAAAAGAAGAACUUGUACAAGGCAUAAAUGACCCAGACCAGCUCCUGCACUGGCUGAUUGAAAAUGGUAUUUUCACCCCAGAAAAAAAGCUAGUCCUGAGUUUCUACAGGACACGAACAGCAAAGAACUCUCGAGUUUUAGACAUGCUCAUUUCUCAAGGUGAACGAGCCUGCAGGCUCUUUUUUUAUCCAUGUUUAAAGCAAGUGGAGCCAAAACUUUACAGCGAGAUAAGAAAAUACGUCAGUGAAGUAAAUGAAAGCAUUGGAGAUGCCAGAAGACGGUUGGUUGGGUAUUUACUUGAAAAAGAUAAAGUUUGGUUUGCAAAUAGCAGCAAACAGCACCAGGGCAAAAAAGACAGAUCUGGGGGACAAAAGUACAGAGGGGCUAUUAAGAAGAAAGGAAAAGUAACUCCACUUUCAAGGGCAACAAAGCCUAGAAAAGAUCCUGCUGCUGUCCACAUUUUUGCUGCAGUUGCUAAAGGCUUCCUUCCAGAGUUAGAGAAAACACUGAAGGAGAGUGAUCUCAAUGUGCUCAACCAUUCCAAUGAAACACUUCUGCAUGUUGCAGCUGCUCAUGGCCAUCUAUCCAUCAUGGAGUAUUUGCUCAGCAGAGGUGCAAGGACAGGAGUGAAGGAUGGGAAAGGGAGAACAGCCCUGCACAGGGCUGCUGAGAAAGGCCAUGGAGGUGCAGUCCAGGUGCUUCUCCGGGGUGGUGCUUCUAUGCACGCUGUGGAUAUGGAAGGCAAGACACCACUUCACUGGGCUGCAGAGAAUAACCACAGCCACAUAUUGAAGAUGCUCCUGAAAGAAGAGGCAAGGAGCUGCAGGAAUCAGCACAACUUUUUACACAUGGCAGCUCUUAGAGAUGAGACCACCCUGGCCAAAAUGCUUUUAGAGGCUGGUGCCUCCACUGAAGGAAAGGAUGAGAGAGGACAGAGUGCUCUCAAUUAUGCUGUUUCUCAGGGAUCUGAAAACACUGCAAAAGUGCUUCUAGAAGCCGGAGCCACUGUUGAUUCCAGCACAGUUGAAAGAGCCUUUAACAGCAACCACCCAUCCAUCUUCGAAAUACUACUGGAAUAUUCUAAAGAUCUGCCUGCUGACAUCAUGGAGUCAGCUCUUUUUAGAGCUGUACAGAAGAAUCUGCACAGUGUUGUAGCAGCUUUGAUUGACAGAGGCACAGAUAUCAAUGCCCACAACAAAAUGCAUUUCACUCCUUUGCUGCUGGCCUGUGAAAUGGGCAAAGCGGAGUCAGCAGAAGUUCUGAUAGAAAAAGGAGCAAACUUGGGAAUAAGGACUCCUGCUGCAGACACAGCUUUGCACCUGGCAGUGCAGGCUGGGGCUGCUUCCAUCGCAGGUCUGCUCCUGAGCAAGGGGAUGGACACAAACCUCAGGAACCGAGCCGAGGAAACACCGCUCCACGCUGCUGCGCUCCAGAAUAACAGAGCACUUGUUGGUCUUUUAGUCAAUGCUGGGGCCAGGAUUAACGCUGUCACUAAAGACUUUGCUACUCCCCUGCACAUGGCAAGUCAGAGAGGUCACGCUGAUGUUGCCCGACAGCUGCUGCACCACAAAGCUCAUGUUAAUGCUCAGGACAAGCAGGCAAAGUCCCCUUUACACCUGGCUGCUGAGCAGGGACACAAAACACUGGCAGAGAUGCUCCUGAAGGCCCGAGCUGAUCCCAACACACAGGACAAGGAGAAGAAGACUCCCCUGCACGCUGCAGCUCUGAGAGGACACCUCAGCAUUGUGGAAGUGCUGUUGGCUAACAAAGGGAGAGCUGGAGCUAAGGACAUGGAUGGAUGCACCCCACUGCACUAUGCCACCAUGAAAGGAAACACAGACAUCGUAAAAGCUCUCCUGGCCUCCAGGAAAAAUAAAAAUAUUGAUGACAGAAACGUUUGGAGGAAGACAGCCCUGCAUAUUGCAGCAGAGUAUGGACAUGGAGAGCUGAUAAAUCUUCUCCUGAGCCAUGGGGCUGCCAUCAAUGCCUCGGACAGCAGCAAGGACACUGCCCUGCACUGUGCCUGCAGGGCUGGGCACCUCAGCGCUGUCAGUGCCCUCCUCAACUGGGCACGAGCAGAAAAAGCAAAUUUACUUGCUGUGAACAGCCUCAGAAAGACUCCACUGCAAGUAGCAGGAUUUAGUAAGACAGAAAACCAGGCUCAAAUUUUAGCACUGUUGAAAAAGAAAAUGUUAAUAAAAUAA